Molecule: messenger RNA, 8044 nt
Organism: Opisthorchis viverrini
Lineage: Eukaryota; Metazoa; Platyhelminthes; Trematoda; Opisthorchiida; Opisthorchiidae
Exons: 31
Coding region: 72-7343 (2423 amino acids)
Molecular function (GO): protein binding
Source: RefSeq, a predicted model, not a curated record
GUCGGUCCCAAGGCUGACAUGCCAAGAUAGCGGGCGGUUGUUGUGCCUGGAUUUUUACCACUGGUGUUAGCAUGCCAUCAAAGAAGUCAUUUCGGAAGUAUGUUACUAACCUGAUCAGUUUCGCCAACUCUCACAUUCGGAACUCUUUACGAGAUAGGUCCAAUGAAUUUUUCGCCGGAGAGGUGACACCUGAACUAGAAGAGCUCAUGCGCAACGUAUGGCAACCCUUGAUCGGACCAGACUGUGAUGUGAUUGUGCUACACAUUAAAAAACCCAAAAGUGCUUCCAGUUUAGGGAUCAGUGUCGAAGGCGUAGACUGGGUUCGAAAACGCGAGAAUUUUCCAGUAGCCAAUGGCGGCGAACUGACCGAGCCCCCCGUAUCGGCUGAACCCCGUCACUUCGUUCAGUCUAUUGUCCCAGGUGGUCUGCUUGGUUCGUUGAAUAUCAUCCAACCUGGCGAUGAACUUCUGCAGGUCAACGGCCGUCGUCUCCGUGGCAUGUCACGUACCAGUACAGUGCGUUGUCUGCGCAAUCUUCCCUCUCACAUCGAACUAGUUUUGUCGCGUGCAAGACAGCCUACUCGAAUGUUCGCACCCGAGGAACUUGCUCUUCUGAGUGCACAUGGUGAAGAACCACCGCUGGAGGUGAUGGCCAGUGAAGUCAACUCCGUGGAUACAACCUACUCUGAUGUGCAUCUUCCCGCAAACUCAACCACUAUGUUGCACAAUGUGACGGGCCAUCCACCAACCAACGUCUCCCCCCGUGCGAUUGAAAGCCGCAUUUCCGAAUGGGUUCGACGGUCUGUCGUUGAUUUGCAAGGCAGUAGUGCAGUGACCAAUUCACAUGACUUGGAACACUUGCAGUCUCAUAAGAUGGAGUCUGGGAAUGCUCCUUAUCCAGCGGAGUCCCAUUCAGCCACCCUAAAUGAGCGUCGUUCUUAUCUGGAGUCUUUCAGGCACCUUCACCAUUCGCCUCAGAAACGACCCACCGACACUUCCCACCUGGCCACGAUGCCACGUGUACGAUCUGGUACCUAUCGAGUGCAAGACCCACGUUACAAAUCCAAACGACCCGUUUGGUCAAGUGUUCCUCUGUUGGUACAGCUGACCAAGUCAGAGCGUGGAUUUGGAUUUAGUCUUUCGGAAUACGAGGAAUUACCUGUGUCGGAGACUGAGUCCCGCCGUCGGCGUAUAAGCUUGACGCUUGGGCGUCGACAUUCCAAUCGGCAUUCUCCCUUUUCCUCUCCACACAAGUUUCACCGCUCCGCCACGCUACCUCGUAUGGCGUUCUCUUCCUCCCGUAAGGGUUACAUCCUUUUGGUAGACGGAGUUGUCCCCAACGGAGUCGCUCAUCAGGAUGGCCGGAUUUCAAUUGGUGAUCGCUUGUUGUUUAUUAACGACCGAAAUUUGUCGAAGGCCACUCUUCAGGAUGCCGUCCGAGCACUCAAGUCCGCUCCGAAUGGCCCGUGUCUGCUGGGCAUUUCGAAGAUGCAUCUCGUACCAAAUGUAGUCGAAGAGCCGAAUGUUAAUGUGUUCGGUAACAGCAGAGUUCAAAUCCCGCCUUCGGAACCAGCAAUGAGCACAACAUUUACUGGUUACGAACCUUUAUACGUAAAUACUGGAGAACAGGCAAUGGACGACGGGCAAGCGUCUUUCUCGGUUCCAGACUGCGGACUUGUGUCAUCUCAGAAAUCCACCUCCCUCCUCACUGUCGCUCCUGAACAGCCGACUGUACCACUCACCCGCUCUCAGUCUUGUGGGCUCAUAUGUUUGGGAGCACCAAACACUUCUUGCAUGACUUGGUCCUCUCAUCCCUGGGACUUGUGUGAGAGAGUGGUUUUAGGUGAUUAUCGGCCUUGCUCACCAACCCCCCGUCGAAUGCAAGUUGAUGGUGUCACGACAGUCAAUGGUUCGAUUUCUCGACUUUCCAUGCUUGCGGCAGACUUGGUUACAGAAGUCGUAGAAUCAGCUAUUGCUUUACUGGAACCCUCAUACUCAGUGCACCCGUCGUCGGACGAAGAGUCCUUGGAAAUGAACUGGACUCAUUCUUGUUCGUCUACCUCGAUCUCUGACGAAGGUUAUUUUGCGAAACCUAAGGAGUCAGCUAUCCACGAAACUGCUCUAUACGACACUGCUGAACAGCUCGUCGACCAGAUAUUACAGAUAGCUCUUGAACAGGUCGUGCAUUCACCCACACUAGUGCCAGCUGUUCGCACAUUGGACGAACCGGAAGUGCAUUCGCUGUCAAUCGAGAACCAGUCACGAUCAUGUAGUCUGGUGGAUGAUGCAGUGGCCGUGUUCUCGUCUACUAUGGACGUAGACUCGGAUCAGUCGUUUUGUACAGAUGGUCCCAGUGGUACAGCGGCUGAUAUAGACUUGUCGACUACUUCGACCGUUUCACUGUCUUCCUAUUUUCGCUCAGGCAUAUUAAGCUCAGAAACUGAGAGUUCUUCCACCCGACCCAAUUCUCCCCGAUCUCUACGGUCAUGUUGUUGGCCUGUUGUGAGGGAAUUCACGCCAGACUCCAAUAUAUCUGACGGCUGGGUGCUUGCCACUUCUGUUCACCAUCGUUCGAUUAACCACCAUCGCUUGGAACGUCGAAGCAAACACACUGUUCAGAGUCUUCCACUCGAAUCCUUUCUGUCCAACUCAUCGGGGGACUGCCUUGAUGUAUUAGAUGACCUGCAAGAUGAUAUGCCGAUGCCUGAUAUUGGGUAUUCGGAGCUAAAGGCUUCAUUUCCGCUGGAGUGUUCAAAAGAUCAUCCCCUUAAUUUUCACGUCCUGCCGGAAGACUACCAACAGUCGGAUCUUCAUGACCCCUACUUGGAUGUCCCACCUGUUGAGAAGUCACAGGAAAAAUUCACACAAAUUGUCCUCCUUUCCGCUCCCAUUGGCAUCAAACUCGACGCCCUUGCAGCCCGAGGUCAGGAUGGUUGUCGUAUCGUCCAGAUAUUUGAUGGUGGGGCGGUGUGUCGAUCGAAUGUACUUCAGCCCAACGAUUACAUAACUGAAUUAGAUGGACACAGUAUGCGUCAUGUGACCAAUCUGGAGGCGUUUCAGCUAUUGCGUCACUCGUCCAGUCGUGAUGGCACAGUCGAUAUCACCUAUUUCCCUGCCGAAGUGAUUGCAGCCCAUCGAAGUAAAUUUAUUGGCUCAAGAACAAACAACCGACCCAUUGGCUUCGUACAGGACUCCGAAAAGAACGGUCGAGCCGAAUCGUACACAGAGCCAUUUGGUUUCAUUGAGCAAGUGAUCAUUAGCAGAAACGCGGACGAAUCUUCGUGGGGCCUAAAUCUUGCUGGUGAAGAAUAUUUACCAGCUCUUCCAGAGAACGUAAAAGCCCAUCUGUUCAACCCAACGUGUGUCCAGUCAAUCAAACCGGACAGUCCAGCCGAACGUUGCGGUUGUCUUCAGCCGGGUGAUAUCAUCCUCAAGAUUGCUGAUACGGAUGUUGUUCAUGCGGGUCCAGCAUACGUCCGCCACUUGCUUCAGGAUUUCCUCAAUCAGGGUACCACGCAAGUGUCUCUCGGAGUGCGAUUCUCCACCGUGGCACCGACAUCCGAAGAAGUCAACAACAAGAGCACAACGGUUGCCGAAGUUGAACGACGUAGUAGCCUCGCCGACCGAUCUCACUCGCUUGCACCCGGAGACAGACGAUUCAGCAAAGGUAUUGACGAACUGGAUCGGGAAGAUUCUCCCUCAAGCUUCAGCCAAGUUGAAGCGCCAGAGCCGUUGAGUGAAAUGGAUUCACGUGAUGAACUUAACGUUCUGUCACGCUCCAUCGAAUCUCCUGUUCAUCGAAUCGGCACUACCGCGGAUAGUGGUGUUGGUCAGCAGGAUGACGAUGAUAUUGUCCCCUUAUCGUCACUUGCCUGUCCAGUCCUGCCGGAUGAGUCAGUUGCGAGCGAGUCUUUGACGGUGAAGUCAGCUGAUAAAUCAGCGACUGAUAUGAACGGGACAGUCAACGCUUUCCGGGUCGGAGCCGGACUUCCACCAGCCCCACCAACUCGACGUUUCUCCAGGGAGACUGCACCGUUUUCAGUUGAGGAUUCCAUCAGCAACCUCCCAGUCAUUACAAAAGACCCUGUCUCAUUGUAUGAACGCGACGAACCUGCUGGAGAUAAGGUCAUUCCGGUAGAAAUCGAACUUCCUUGGCCCCUGGUUAACGGUUCGGGUGAUAUGCCGUCGCCCAAGUUUGAAAGUCUCGGGAUCCAUCUAGUCGGAAGUAUCCAUCCAAACUUGAACGCAACUUAUGUGGCGGGCUUAACUCCGGGAUCUGUCGCUGCGCAGUCUGGCACUUUGCAAGUCGGAGACGAAGUCGUGCAAGUCGGACAAAAUAGUGUGGUUGAUUUGGGUCGGCUAAUGGUUGGUCGCUGCAUUACCCGUGCCGUGUAUCAGAGUAUCAAACGAGCAGCUGCGGAACAGGAUCCGGUCACACCAACCGUCUUUCUGGUUGUUCGCCGAAAUCCUAACAACAUGAAACUCAUGGCCUCCAUAACAUCUCCCGAUCGGUCUACUCCAGAGCAUCCGUUCGGGCUGACCAAUGGACUUAGUCUAGAUCAUCCAGAGGAGCGAACGCAAAGUUCUUUCCAUCUCGGUUCAGGUGACGAAUCGGAACUAUUGACUCCCCCUGUUAGUACCAUUCCUUUAACGUCAAGCGUCAACCACCUACCUGUUUCGCAAGACUUGCUGGUCCAGGUUCAUGCUUUAUUGGACGAAUCGCCCGAUCUCUAUGACAUCUUUGAUACGGAGAUUCAACGAAAUAGCAACGGAUAUGGAAUUUUCAUUGUGAAUUAUGGACCACAAGACAAGCCCGGUGUGUUCGUGUCCGAUUUGGCUCCAAACGGUGCGGCUGCUCAGCAUGGUGAACUGUGCCCCAACGAUCGGAUACUGGCUGUGAAUGGUCAGAUCCAAACCGAUUACGACUCAACGCUGUCCUUGAUGAAACAGUCCACCACACGUGUUCGUCUGACAAUUGCACGCCGAAAACCGGCCACACAAUCACCUAGCAAGGCCGUCACCAAACCCGUGGCCACAUCGUCACCAGCUCCAAGUGCUUUGACGAACGUACCUCUGGAGCGCCCCAAACCACCACCCAUCAUACCUGGCAGAGAGACCCUUGUUGAACUCACUCGUCAUUCAGGAAGCUCUUGGGGCUUUUCGGUGGUCGGUGGGAAGGACACUGUGUUGAAUAGCAACGGAUAUGGAAUUUUCAUUGUGAAUUAUGGACCACAAGACAAGCCCGGUGUGUUCGUGUCCGAUUUGGCUCCAAACGGUGCGGCUGCUCAGCAUGGUGAACUGUGCCCCAACGAUCGGAUACUGGCUGUGAAUGGUCAGAUCCAAACCGAUUACGACUCAACGCUGUCCUUGAUGAAACAGUCCACCACACGUGUUCGUCUGACAAUUGCACGCCGAAAACCGGCCACACAAUCACCUAGCAAGGCCGUCACCAAACCCGUGGCCACAUCGUCACCAGCUCCAAGUGCUUUGACGAACGUACCUCUGGAGCGCCCCAAACCACCACCCAUCAUACCUGGCAGAGAGACCCUUGUUGAACUCACUCGUCAUUCAGGAAGCUCUUGGGGCUUUUCGGUGGUCGGUGGGAAGGACACUGUGUUGGGGGGAAUCCUUGUUCAUGCAGUACAUGACGAUGGCAUUGUUGCUGAAGACGGUCGUAUUGCUGUUGGUGAUCGACUUUUAGCGGUCAAUGGCGUCGAUCUACGUGACGCUGAUCAUGAAACCGGAAAGAAGAUAAUCCGAAAUGCAGGUGAUUCCCUUCGUCUUCUCAUUUAUCGAGAGCCUCCGACAUGUCUCGGGGAAACAGAACAACCACAGGAAAUUGAGGUGACGAUAGUGCGAAAACCAGGUGAAAGCCUUGGCUUGUCGCUCUUCGGUCGCUCACCCUAUAGCACGGGCACCGCCAUCGCUGCGAUUGUUCCUGGCACACCUGCCGCACAAUGUGGUUUACUGAAGCCUGGUGAUGUUGUUUUGGAAAUUAAUGGCCUUGAUUAUCGACUCGCUCAAUAUCAAGAGGUCGCCGCAGCUUUCAAAGCUGCCUCCGGAGAAGUUAGACUCAAGGUUCAACGUGAGCCACCUUCCAGUCACCCAACACAUCCUCCGCCCGUUCCAUCACACCGUCUAAAACUGUACGUGGUCGUGCUGCGUCGAUCCGAUCAGGAAGCGUCGCGAACAAUCGGUUUUCAGCACGCAUUGCUUGGGUCAAGCAAUCUAGAUUCUAGUUUCGGUCUUUCCAUUCGUCAGGCCUCGCCGGAAGAGGUGUUGGAGACUGGGGGCAACUUGAUUGUUGAGGAUAUCCUACCAGGUAGUCCGGCCGCCUUGUCGAUCAUGAUUCAGCCAGGUGAUCGACUUCUGACGGUUGACCGUGAACCUGUUGACUGGCUAAGACCAGAUGAAGUUUUUAGUCUGUUGUCCGGUUUGACUGAAUGUACCUUAGAACUCGGUCGACUACCUGUGGCACCGUACCCCGUGGAUCCUGGUCUUUCAACCGCCUGUUUCCCCCAAGACGAACAGCCUCCCUACCCUUGUUCAGUAGAACUCCCGGAGAUUUUUGAUGUGGAGAUGCCCAUCAUUGAACCACCUCCUGGUGUGCGAUCGAUGGAUACACUAGAGGAAGAGAAGCCGCGUACUAAUUUCAAUCCAGGCGAUCUUAGCAUAGCGAAGAAGACUCAUCUCUCCUCCACCUCAUCCAGCAUCAGUUCUACUGACGAAGCUGGUCAAAUCGCUCAACGCUCGGCAGCGGGUUUUCAAGUUCGACAAGUCUGUUUGCCUCCAGCAUUGCCGGGGUCUACCCUAGGGAUUCGUCUUGCGAAGGCCCAUGGAAUUAGCGGUCCAGUAAUAGUGCGGAUUAUGCCUGAUUCAGUGGCUUCACAGACUCCUCUUAGAGUUGGAGAUAGAAUCCUUGGAUUGGAUGACAAACUGCUUCUUCUCUUAGACUCAGACACCACUCCACGUCAACUUUUGGCUCGUAUCAAAGAAGCCUGGUUAGCUCGUGGGUCUUCAUUAGAAAAUCCCGUUCGUUUGACCGUGGUUGGCGCUUCCGAUCAUCAGACGCAGAACGGUGGUGUCUCUUCCGAGUCCGAAAACGAUAGAGUUCCAGCUACGUCAACGAUGAACGAUGGGUUCCCGACUGAAGCAGCAAACCCGAGGAGCUUGCCUAAAAUAAACGGUCCUUUGCCUGCAAGUCGUAAUCCGCCCAACUCACAAUCCUAUCCUACCCUCCAUGGACUUGUUGUCUACGGUCGCGAAGAGGACGAAGGAACGCUAGCUGUGCCCGGUGCGGCCCCUGCCACAUACACGGGCAUCAAACGUACAUCUCUCAGUUGAGCUGCUGAUACCCCUUCACAUACACACACAAACUCCGCUGCUACUCCAGUGCAAUUCUGUGCUUUGUUCAUCAUACGUUUCGGAAUACAAAAGCAAACGACGAACUGAUAGCCUUGUGUAACGGACAAAAUCUGCAAGCCCACAUUCAUGGACAGGUGCGCAAUCCGCCCCCGCCCCCCAUAGACUAGUUUCGUUACGAUCAAAUUUUGUAUAUUCUAGGUAGUUUCUCUCUAUAGAUCCAAAAACACAUUAGAAACAGUCCUGUGUAUUUCUCAUCAACAACGCUACUCAUUCCUUGCCUAUUUUUCUAUUCGAUACAAUGAUCCUGUUUUAUUUCUGUGUACGAAUCGAAGUUACCUGCGCCUUAGCCUAGCGCUUGUUGUCACCAUCACCUAACAUUGAAACGUCACAGGGUGCUGUUUUCUUGCUAUCUUCGGUUUUCUUUUUUUUGCGAAAAAUGCUCGCUCAUUAUGUGUGCUCUUGCACUCAUCGCAUCUCAUCAUCCUUAUCAAUCUAUCCCCCCCAAAGCCCUAUUUUUGGUGAUUUUUUUCCGGAAGUGUAUUUCUAAUAGUCGUGAGAAUAUUUGCCGGUACAACGAAUUGUGGUCCAUUGCGACCUUUAUUUCUCCGAUUGAGGGAGCUUGGCUAAGUCCAAUGGUUAUUUGCUAGUCACAAUGUAAGAUAUCAUGCAUAGACUAAUUC